UUAAAUUUACAAUUAAGAAAUGAAUAAUGCACCUCACGCACUUGACCGAUGCUUAUCCACGCGAUAGAAUUUUUCUAAAAGAGAUCCGUUUCUUUGAAAACAAAAAAAUCAAAUUUUUUGCACUGUGGAACGAUUUUCUUUUUAAACCAGGUAAUUUUGAAUAUCAGCUAAUGUGAUAGAAAAUAGUAAUAUUAAUAAUUUUAGGUGAACUAAUCGUCGCAAGUUUCGCGAAUAUCAAUACAUGUAUGUAUAAUAUAUCAGGAUCUAAAAUAGUAUGCGUUGCAAAUGUGGCUCGAAGAGAAAGCUUGACCAGGCUAAUAUCCAAUUCGGUAAUUCAAACUUAAGAAUCAUCCGAGAUAUGUGUGUUGCACAUACAUACGAUGUGUAUUACAAAGAAUAUGCAGGUCAAAAGUGCGAAAAAAAACGCGCAAGCCAAAAAAAAUAUGAGCGAUCAUUGAGUUGUAUAAAUUAUAAAUGCAAAAAAAAAGAUCCUCCACCUAAUUCGAAAAUCAUGUUCGAAAAAUGCACUCCUACUAUUGCUUUCUUUGUUCUUGUUUUGAGAUUAUUUUCUUUUAAUAAUAUAUUUUAUUUUUAUUUAUCCUAAUAUUUUUUUCUUUUAAUUCGUGGGCAAUUGUGUUCACGUCCAAUCAAGUGUUGAGAUAUAGAUUGUGAUCUGCCCUCUUAUUGUUAGUUUAGUUGGUUUUAUUUAAGUUAAAGCCCAACGCGCCUCUUUACAAGUGAGCCGGGCAUGAAGAGCAGUUCGUAUAAUUGUUUCAUAUUACAUUUGUCGUCCACUGCGUCAUGUUACGUAGGUAUGUCAGACUGAUGUAGGACGCGAUCAAGGGAGUAAAGAGCUUUCAAAAUCAAGUAACGGGCGAUGUGCUCAAAGUAUAAAGACCACUAAAAACGUAGAAUAAAUUUUUUAAAUUCACUCGUGUAUUUAAUUUAAUCGAAGAACUGCAUAGUUUUUUCAUCGCUAAAAUAAUAUAUCUGAAUAUAAAGUGAAGAAAUUUUUAUUGUAAAUUGAAAAUAAAAAAAUAUAAGACAAUUAAAAAAAAGGACUAAUAAAAGAUAAUAUGGAAAUCAACGAACGGAAUAAUCGUUUGAAAAAAAUGUGGGAACGGUGCAAGGCUUUUUUACUCAACGUUCAUUUGAAUACCGACCAAAUAUUCUAUCGGAUAGGGUUGAGCAUCGGAAGGAAACCGUGGCUUUGGCUGAUCAUAUCAUUUUGCAUAAACGUGAUUUGUGGACCGGGACUUAUAUUUUGGGCAGAGGAGCUUGACGAGGUUGAGCUUUUCAUGCCAAUGGAUUCCAUUGUCAGAGCGGACGCCUCGUGGGUCAAAGAACACUUCAAAGACGAUCUCAGAUAUGAGAGUAUUAUCAUUACUGCUCCAAAUGUGUUUGAUCCACAGGUUUUACAAGCUAUAAACGACAUAGAGGAUGCUGUCAAGCAUAUCGUUGUCAGUAACGCCACAUGGCACGACGUGUGCGCAGGAUACUUAACAUGGUUUGAAGAUGACGAAGGUACAGUGGAUCUCACCGAGAUAGAAUUUUCUAAAGAAAUAAUGGGCAAUUUAAAUACAACUGUUGCAAAUGACUGCCUAUAUCAAUCACUUCUGAAAUUGUGGAGCCCUGAUAAGAGAAAAAAUUUCAACAACACCAGCAAAGAAUCAUUGCUCACCGACAUCUCUGCUGCAUUAAAUGAUAAAAACAAGAAAAAUAUGCUCAUGGAUGUUUCUCUAUUAUUAUCGGGUGUGGAAUACGAUAGUUCUGGAAACGUAACAGGUGCUAAGGCAACAAUCCUGAAUUGGUUGUUAAAAAAAUCAAAUCCUCAAUCCCCAGAUUGGGAAUUGGAGUUCAUUGAACAGGUGCUCUACUCAAAUCGGACAUUACCUGAAGGAAUGGCAGUGUACGCAGUUGCAACAAGAAGCUUUCAGGACUUCAUUCGUCAAGUGCUCAACAAUAACAUGACUACUCUAUUUUGUGGCCUUUCGUUGAUUAUUGUCUACAUUAUCCUAAUGAUAGGAAGGUGUAACAUUGUCCAACAGAGAAUUUACCUGUCGAUAAUCGGUGUUUCCGUUGUUGGACAAUCAAUCCUCUCUGCCUAUGGGAUCUGCUACUACAUGGGUUAUUUUUACGGGCCAAUUCACCCGAUACUGCCGUUCUUAUUGUUGGGCAUAGGAGUCGACGACAUGUUUGUGGUGAUGCAGAGUCUCGAUAAUGUCACAAAGGCCGAAAAGCCAACGGAUCUAACGGAGAGGAUAGGUAGAGCACUGCAGCAGUCAGGGAUGUCUAUAACCGUUACAUCUGUAACAAAUAUAGUGGCCUUUGCAAUUGGUGUAACAACUGUGAUGCCCUUCCUGGAGUCAUUCUGCAUGUUUGCUACAAUGGGAAUUUUAUUUCUCUACAUUUAUGAGAUCAUAUUUUUCGUUGCCUGUCUAGUCUACGACGAAAGAAGACUCGAACGUCUUAAAGAUGGGUGCUUUUGUCGCCCGCAGCCUAAUUGGGUACCGAAUGAAUGCAGUAAAAAAAAUAUGCAACAGAUGAUAUUCGAACGGUUUUUGGGACCCUUUCUUACAAGAACUCCUGUUAAAGUGGCCGUUCUUUUUCUCACCGGGUUUAUUCUAGGAUCGAAUAUCUGGGGUCUCUGUCAGCUGGAGCAGCAUUUCGACCCAACUUGGUACUUAAAUCAGGAUUCUUAUCCGAUACUAUUCAACAAUAAACUCAAAGAGCAUUUUCCAAAAUACGGUAAACGAGCUGGGAUUUAUCUAGGAGGUGUUGACUAUUACAAGGAUCAUGAGGCUCUCGUGAAUCUUACAGAUGCCUUGAAUAUGAAUCCAUACAUUAAUAAUCAAACUAUUGACUGUUGGUUCAUUGCUUAUGACAAAUGGCUCAGGGUCGAAAACAAAGAACCUGAAGACAAUGACGAAUAUUAUGGCUAUUUGACGGAGUAUUUACUGUUAACAAAGGAGGGCCAGGGAUAUAUCAAAGACAUCAAAUUCAAUAGAAUACCUAUUGGGGAAUACAAUAUUACGACUUCGCAGAUACAGUUACAACACGUCUUGAUUAACACUACAUCAGAUCAAAUUCGAGCUAUGGAAUUAAUAAGAGAUUCAAUAAACUCUGUGAAUUUCUCGAAUGGAAAUGAACACAUAGCAGUAUUUUCUCCGGAUUACGUAUCGUGGACCGCAAAUAAGAUUAUCGGAGAAGAAUUGAUAAGAAAUUUGGGCCUAGAAAUUCUGGCUGUAGGUGUGGUGACGAUAAUAUUGUUGCGAAAUUUGGAAGCGUCAUUCUGGGUAAUUUGCUGCGUAUUAUUUACACUCGUUGAUCUAUUAGGGUCCAUGUAUUACUUAGGUUUGACCAUAGAAAUAUCGUCAAGUAUUAUGGUUCUGCUUUGUGCUGGACUCGCGGUAGAUUACGCGGCUCACGUUGGACUGGAAUUUACCCGAAUGAAAGGAACGAAAAAUGAAAGGGCUGUAGCUACACUAAGCGUUAUUGGACCAGCUGUAUUUAAUGGUGGUCUUAGCACUUUUUUAGCAUUUGUGCUACUUGGUGCCAGUGAGUCGUACCUAUUCAGUACCUUUUUCAAGCUUUUUACGUGUGUCGUGGUGUUUGGUCUCUUUCAUGGCCUCUUUUUUCUGCCUGUGAUACUCAGUUUAUUUGGGCCAAGAGAAGCAAAAACUGAAAUCGUUGGAGAGAUUAAGUCAGACCAGCAGAUUCCCAUGAAUAAUAAAAGCUCAAGUACAGACGUGGAGCAACAGGAUUCAAUAAAGACUGCGUAGUACAUGUUAAUGGAUACGAACGAGCACAAAA
Messenger RNA from Athalia rosae (coleseed sawfly), 3813 nucleotides. Its product is annotated as patched domain-containing protein 3-like. The transcript is spliced from 11 exons. NCBI's taxonomy places the organism in Eukaryota, Metazoa, Arthropoda, Insecta, Hymenoptera, Athaliidae. The record is from RefSeq and is a predicted model, not a curated record. Gene Ontology annotation, cellular component: membrane. Bases 1077 to 3782 code for a protein of 901 amino acids.